AUGUCUAAUAACAGAAAGAUUCAGAUCGACUCCUUCCAGGUGCAGAGUGCUAGGGAAAUGGUAGCAUUGACCACGCGGUCGCGGAUACCGCAGAGGCCGGAGCCAACAAGGCUGCAGACAAGACCUCCAACGGUUUCGCAGCCAGAGUUUGAAACAAGCGCAAAAAUGGAUAGACAGCAUACAUGCUGCUCGUCCUCAUCUUCCUCAUCACCAGAUUCCAAUUUUAAGUAUCCACACGUGAAGUUACCAUCAUCACAUCCUCAAUGCGACCAGUGUGGCCGAAUUAUAACGCCUUCACCAACCGCCACCCUUCCUAUCAACGAAGCCCCGUCGAUCCAGGUAGGCGAUUGGAAGAUAUUCACUAGUCGGAAACCGAUUCUCAAUUCUGAGGAGCUCACGCAGUGGGAGGCUGAUUUAAAGAUUCCGUUGCCGGAGAUGAUAUUCGGAAACAAUGAGAUCACCGUUUACAACGAACGACUACGAAAGGGUUUGAAAUUCUGUGCUAAAGAUGCGCUUAGCAUGGUUGUGCUCGACCAUGUUGAUCUGAAAGUUUCGUAUGCCACAGAAUGGUUUUCGGCAAGGGAGCAGAAGCACAAAAAUAACGAAGAGAUAAUGGGGAGCUACCAGGAUUACGAUUGGACCUACACUACCGAAUACAAAGGAACUGUCUUAGAGGAUCUCCGCUUUGCUGCCACGGAAGAUCCAAUUCCAUUGGACAAACUGAGUUCCACGAAAGAGCCCAUUUUGCUGUUUGACGAUAUGAUACUUUACGAGGAUGAGCUCGGUGACAACGGAUGUAGCGUUGUGAGUUGCAAAAUACGUGUGAUGCCCAGUUGUUUAUUAAUAUUGCAGCGGUUUUUUUUGAGGGUGGAUAAUGUGAUUUUGCGAGUGUAUGACACCAGAUUCUACAUUGAUUUCGAGACCGGUUUGGUGAUGCGCGAGUUUAAACAGCAACAGGAACAUUUCAAGGAUUUGGAGCCCGUCCUGGCGAUGAGCAAUAAGGGAGAUCCGCGGUCGCUGUUGAGAGAUGCCAAUUGGGUUUCUCAGAAUUUGAAGGUGGUGAAAGUGGAGAGGGAGGUGAUGGUUUGA
Messenger RNA from Kuraishia capsulata CBS 1993, 1089 nucleotides. RefSeq lists its product as uncharacterized. The coding region runs from base 1 to 1089 and encodes 362 amino acids. Gene Ontology annotation, cellular component: cytosol. Gene Ontology annotation, biological process: TOR signaling. NCBI's taxonomy places the organism in Eukaryota, Fungi, Ascomycota, Pichiomycetes, Pichiales, Pichiaceae. The transcript has a single exon. The record is from RefSeq and is a predicted model, not a curated record.